UGUGUUGUUUGUGCUCAGGGUUGAGAACUCGUCAGAACAGGUUUUCUUUCCUGUUAGGUCAGUGUCACUAAUUCUCCUGUGUGAAUGUUAGACACACUUUGCCUUUCCACUGUAAUGAGGACAUGGGAGGAGGGGUGGAAUUAGACAAGGAAGAUAAAAGAUUUUAUUUAAACCAUGGUAAAAGAAAAAAAAACUUAAAUAUCUGUAAUUACAGGUCUAUUAUAGGCGUUUUUCUAUUGUUCAAUGCCUCUGUCGAAGGGUUAAAAUUCCUUUUUAACCACUUGGGGGAGGGGAAAACACAAGGUUGAAACAGAUGUGUUCACAGUAGUUCAGAAUUUGUGAUCAUUUUCUCAGCAUCAACACUGACCUGGUAUCAACCGACAUCCUGACGCUGGAUUUGUUGGAUUUCUGGUUAAAGUACAACAUCGGCGGGAAAAGACAUGAGGGUGAAGACUUUCACGAGAGCACAGAUUCUGCAGGAGUUUCAUCUCCGCUGCCAGACACUCGCUGCUUACGAAAACAGAGGCUUUAGAAAGGAGUUUGAGGAGCUAAAUGACGUUGGCAAAGAGCUCCCGGCCAGAGCGGCAGAGUCAGAGGUCAACAGAGAAAAGAACAGAUAUCCCUACAUUUUACCAUACGACCACUGUCGCGUGAGGCUGUCCGUUCAAAACUCCAUUCCACACACGGACUACAUCAAUGCAAACUUUGUGCCUGGUGGAGGGUCAGAGCGAGACUUCAUCUGCACACAGGGACCUCUGCCCAACACCAUGGCAGACUUCUGGAGGAUGGUGUGGGAGCAAAACGUCCAGAUAAUCGUCAUGGUGACAGCUCUGAAACACAAGGACAUUGUGCUGUGCGAUAGGUACUGGCCUGUGGAACGAGGGACAGUUUAUCACGGACUGAUCCAAGUGACAACAGUGACCUGCAGGAAAGGUCCAGAUUAUUUUAUCACCACCAUUAACCUCAGACAGAGAGACUGUCCAACAGACCGCGUAAUCACACACUACUACUACUACUCCUGGCCAGACCGUAGCAUCCCUAAAGAGUCGUCGUCUCUGUGUGCCUUCACUGACUACGUGAGAGAGCAUUUGGAGGCCAUCCCUCGCCUGGGCCCGACUGUGGUCCACUGCAGUGCAGGUGUUGGGCGCUCGGGGACGUUUGUGACUCUGCUGUGGCUGAUGCAGCUGUGCGCUCGUGGCAUCCCGCCUGACAUCCGCGCCGCUGUGGAAGAUCUGCGCCUACAUCGGAUGUGGAUGGUCCAGAAUCUGGAGCAGUACAUCUUCGUGUAUCAGUGUCUGCUGAAGUGGCUCGGCGGAGUAACAGGAAGGAGCUCGGCAGGCGGCCCACAGAUUCAGGGAGCCGGUUCGAAAAUUAACCCCCACAAUCCGGAUCAACCCCAUGGCUCCUCAGGACGUGGAGAGCGAACAGGGAGGAGGAGACAUCACCGUCAUGGACAGAAAUCUCCCCCAGAGCCGCCACAGAACACAAUACAGCAGAUGUUACACCCGGGAAACCUGCUGAGGAGGUUGCUGCCCUCGUCAUCGCUGUUAAAUCCAGGCUCUAACGCCCCCUGAACUCAUAUGGCAUUAAGCUGAUAUAACAAA
Solea solea (common sole) is the source of this 1604-nucleotide messenger RNA. RefSeq names its product receptor-type tyrosine-protein phosphatase V-like. Gene Ontology annotation, molecular function: protein tyrosine phosphatase activity. Gene Ontology annotation, biological process: protein dephosphorylation. The transcript has 10 exons. The coding region runs from base 441 to 1574 and encodes 377 amino acids. NCBI's taxonomy places the organism in Eukaryota, Metazoa, Chordata, Actinopteri, Pleuronectiformes, Soleidae. The record is from RefSeq and is a predicted model, not a curated record.